Scophthalmus maximus (turbot) is the source of this 3208-nucleotide messenger RNA. RefSeq lists its product as uncharacterized. The record is from RefSeq and is a predicted model, not a curated record. Gene Ontology annotation, biological process: cell adhesion; positive regulation of cell population proliferation. Gene Ontology annotation, molecular function: cytokine activity; stem cell factor receptor binding. Gene Ontology annotation, cellular component: plasma membrane. Lineage: Eukaryota; Metazoa; Chordata; Actinopteri; Pleuronectiformes; Scophthalmidae. The transcript is spliced from 7 exons. Bases 140 to 901 code for a protein of 253 amino acids.
AUGCUUGGACAUUACACACACACACACACACACUCACACACACACACACACAGAAAGAGAGAGAGAUGAGCUCUGUCUUUGAACCGGAAUCGUUGAAUUUCAUGCACUGGAUUUGAGCAGCCACAGAUUCUGGCUCCUUAUGAGGAAGAAAAUCUCGAAAGCACCUUGUCUCCUCUUGAGUCUGUUCACAAGUUUAAAUCUCUGCUCUGGAAACUUUGGGACGGCAAUAACUGAUGAUGUGAGCAAGCUGUCAUUAUUGAAGCAGAAUAUCCCCUCUGAUUAUGAAAUUCCCGUCAGUUACAUUCCCAAAGAAGUGGCUGGCACGUGCUGGGUGGUAUUGAAUAUCUAUCCUUUAGAGCAAAGUCUCCGGAAGCUGGCCAAUAUGUUUGGUGCCAUCUCCUCCAACAAAGAAAACAUAAUCGUCUUCAUUGCAAUGCUGAAGAGCUUACGUUUCACCUUGAACCAUGAGGAACUGGAAACCGCGAUGCAAGUCUUCCAGUGUCACUACCGGGAAGGGAGCUUAAUGUCUGGUCUUUACUUUGACUACAUCAGAGACGUCCUCCAUGCUGCUUCUCAAGAAACAUCCAGCUUCUCGUGCAGGCCGCCGCCAUGCCUUAAUACACAGCAAACACCAGGGGGCCAGGAAGACGGUCGUAAAUACAGCUGGUCGAAGAGGACGCCCUUGCUCCUGGCUCUCAUCCCUUUUAUAGCCUGUGUUGUUCUCAUCGUUUGGCAGGUCAAGUCUGGAAGGCGUUUACCAGCGUGCAACACUGAAAAUAACCAAAUGGCCCCCUCUGACAUGAUCCCAAGUGUGUCUGUCUCCAUCCCACUUCAAACACUCGCCCACGCUGCUGACACUCAGCCAGCGGGGGAGGCGACACCUGAGCAUGAGAGUGGAUGAAACACAAACACGUUUUGAACAACUCACUCUCCAGGUUGGUCUGCCAUUGGCAGCAGCCUGCUGGAUACACGAGCGCGGUGCGACACUCUCCCUCUGCUUUCAGUCACCUGAGCGCUUGGACUGGAAGUACAGCACAAAACUCCCCUGCUGUGAAGGAGGGGUGUGUCGCAAAAAUUCCUCGGGCAUUUCUAACACCUAACCACGCAACGAGAUGUCUUUUUUUUGUUAGGGGGCAGAGGACAGAACUCUUUACACAUUGGCUGCCAGAUGGCUGGGGAGGGUUAACUAAUCGUCCCACCUUGGCCAGUGUUUAACAGCAGUUGGCCGGCCUGCUCCGAGCAGACCUCGUCGAUUGAAUUUUCUUUCCUGCCACUCUGCACUGGUGCCAUUCAGGGUGUUCACGGGCUCCAGUUUUGAGCUGCAAUCAAAAGUGUUGCCGGCGCCACAGAUCAAAAUUGUAUCACACUGUUUGGACGACAUCACUUCCCUCUGAGAUGGGUCGCGCGCAAUCAACUUGUAGGCUGGUUACAGAGACUGUCCCGUCACUGCUGUCGAAUCAACACAACGGUCUUCAAGAUCAAUCCCAUCCUGCUCCGGGUGUCUCCCUGAAAAGCAUUAAUGGGAUUAAUGAAAUGUAAAAAAACAAAAACUGACAUGCAACAGCAGCCUGUCUGUUGACGUGAGCACGAUCUGUCACGAACAACACCGAGUGCAGUUUAACAACAGCGUCCCACUUUGUGUAUCAAAGAUCUGACCAGAUGGCGGAUAGCCAUCGCCGGAGGCACUUUGAAUCCCGUCAUUGUAUCUCAAAGCUGUUGCCCAGUGAUCUAUAGCUGCUACUCGGCCACAGUGAGUGUGUUAGAGUUUUUAAUGUCUCAUCCACUGAGUCAAUCACGUUCAGUCAUGGGAACAUGACUCCCCGAGUGCGUGAGUGCUCGCGUACUGAAUGUGUCAGAGCGAGGGGAGCGGGAGACGGGACGGGCAGGAUGAGAGCAAGUGAGGGAGAUAGGGAUAGAUAGAUGGGUGGACGGAUGAGCUCAGCGAGGAGCAUAAGGAGCGCUUGUUCUCGUCACAAAGGAACUGGCCGUAGGCUGGAGGAAAUGCCAGUUACAAACACGACUGAUGUCGGCAGAUCCCUAUGAAUCAACAGGCGAAGAAUCUUUCCAGACCGCAGGCUAAGUGGCCUCAUCUGCAGAGGAUGGUUAGUAUUUCAAUAACAAUUUUCUGUGUUCCGAAUGAUUUACUCCCAAAACACACCGAAGAAAUGUGGAAAGAUCCCUUUUAUUAAAAUGUUUUCCUGUUGCAGACAGAGUCUACAAGUUUUAAUGUUGUUCGUUGUCUUCUAAGUGACCAACGUGUAUGAUUUUUUGUUUUUGUACUGUGGGAAAAUGCAUAUUUCUACUGUGUGAAAUAUUUAACUUAUUUUGUUACAAGAUAAACCACUUACUAAAUGUAAUUAACAUUGUCCACAAUGAUGUAGAGGAGGUAGACAAAAUACUGUGAACACUCAGGGAAACUACAAUAUUGCUGUGAAGUAACUCUGAAGUAUGUAAAUCAUCAGGGCGAAUAUUUCUAACAGUGGGUUAUAUUGACUUGGAUGCCAAUAGGUGCAUUCAUCACACCCCUGUCUACAUGCCUGUUAUUUAUCGUUUGCUUAUUUCCACUUCUGAUUAAUUUCUCUUUGUUUUAUUGUGAUUUAAGUGACUUUCUUUUACAUGUUUUUCUAUUUGUUUUUGGCUGAAUCAUAUUGAGCCAUUUGCCAUUUUAUUUAAUUGUGAAAACUCCUAAGAAAAAGUUUGAUUGUUACAUGUUUUAUAGAUGGCUAAUUGGCAUUCAAAUGAAUUUCUAAUGACCCACAUUUUUAACAGUUUUGUAACAGUGAUUCGGUCAAUUUUCUGAAAAAAAACAAACAAUGUUGGUUGAAACGUUGACAUUAUUUUGUCUACUCCCUGCCUGUGGCCUAUGAGCAAAAUUAUGCUGUCAGUGUUAUGUGUAUCCUGUUAGUAUUUGUCAAUAAUAUAAAGAUAUAUCGAUAUAAUGUUUCCUGUUAUUACUGCUGGUCAGAGUCUGAAUCUUUCCUUCUGUUCAACUUCUGGAAGACAUGUUGUGAAAUAUCAGGUCUCCAUUAUCAGGAUUUUAGAAUGUAAGAUUCCUUUACUCAAGCCUCCCUGACAUUAAAGGGGAGACACAAAUUCACUGAUUUCUUUAUUUUAUAAUGACAUUAAUAUAAUGUUUGGUGUUUACAUUUGUAGUAAUAAAAACUGCAUUUAUGGUUUUCAUGCUUCACUGGGAGCAAUGAUGUGAGGC